AUGACCCUCAAGUUAUCAUAUCAACUACUUCCAUUGCUGUUUCUACUAUCAGCAUUAUGUGUUACUGCAAUAUAUCCCAAGACACCAAGAUUUGGAUUAGUCAGCAAAUUCUCAACCAAUGACUAUGGUGUACAGCUCCCUCCAGAGUUUGUGACAUAUUAUUACACACAGACACUUGAUCAUUUCAAUUACAAACCAGAAAGUUAUGCCACUUUCCAACAGAGAUAUAUUGUGAAUUCCAAGUAUUGGGGUGGGGCAAAUAGUAGCUCUCCGAUCUUCGUCUAUACGGGUGAUGAAGGUGAUAUUACUCUUGUGGCAGAUUUUGCUGGAGCCAUUGUUGAACUUGCCUCUCGUUUCAAAGGCCUCUUGGUGUACAUAGAGCAUCGAUACUAUGGAGAAUCAAAUCCCUUUGGAAGUCAAAAUGAAGCAUUCAGCAAUGCAAGUACCCUUGGAUUUUUCAGCUCGACUCAAGCAUUGGCAGAUUUCGCACAGGUGAUCAUAGAUCUCAAGGGGAACUUGUCAGCAGAAAAUUGUCCUGUCAUUGCAGUUGGAGGAUCAUAUGGUGGAAUGCUUGCGUCUUGGUUCCGUCUGAAGUAUCCACAUAUUGCCUACGGUGCUUUUGCAUCAUCUGCUCCAAUUCUCUAUUUUGACAACAUCAGUCCCCAAGAUGGAUACUCUGUCAUCGUGACCAAGGAUUUUAGAGAUACCAGCGAGAGUUGUUACAACACCAUAAGACAGUCUUGGGGUGAAAUUGACAAAGUUGCUGCUCAGCCAAAUGGCCUUUGGAACCUUAGUCGAAUAUUUAGCACAUGCCAGCCUCUGAACUCAUCAGAAGAUCUAAAGGACUACUUAGUGCUGAUGUAUAUGGUCUCUGCUCAAUACGACAACCCUCCUUAUAAUCCAGUAGAAAAGGUAUGCAGUGCCAUCGAUGGAGCAAUGAACGAGACUGAUAUUCUUAGCAGAGUCGCUGCAGGCCUCAAUGUCAGUGCUGGAGAACCAUGCCAUCAGGUUUUCGAUCUCAAAUUAUACAAAAGUAGUGGAUGGGAUUGGCAGACUUGUACGGAGAUGGUGAUGCCGAUUGGAAAUGGUGCCAAUGAUACAAUGUUCGAAGCAUUGCCAUUUGACUUGAACAACUUCACCAGGAAUUGUGAAGGUGUCUUUGGUGUCACCCCUAGACCUCAUUGGAUCACAACAGAGUUUGGAGGACAAGAUAUUAAGUCUGUGCUUGGAAAUUUCGCAAGCAACAUCAUAUUCUCUAAUGGACUCCGAGACCCAUACAGUGCAGGAGGAGUUCUACAAAACAUAUCAGACAGUGUUGUAGCUGUGUAUACAGAAGAAGGGGCACAUUGCUUGGAUUUAGCUACUCCAACAGCAACUGACCCUGACUGGUUGGUCUCACAGAGAGAGGCGGAGGUCAAAAUUAUAGAGGGAUGGUUGGCAACGAGGUCUUCUUUAAUCACUUAG
Molecule: messenger RNA, 1464 nt
Organism: Ilex paraguariensis (yerba mate)
Lineage: Eukaryota; Viridiplantae; Streptophyta; Magnoliopsida; Aquifoliales; Aquifoliaceae
Source: the annotation of a GenBank genome assembly